AAAAUCCCAAAUGAAAAAGGAAAAGACGUUCACAAGUUGGUGUAAUCAGCAAACGUACCCUAAUCACUCUCACACGCGGCCAUAUUGGCUCUCUUACGCCCGAGACAGCCACCACAAGCCUUAAAUCACUGCAUCGUGUUAGGGUUUUGGCAAUCGAAAUCAGAGGUACAAUUUUAGGGCAGGGAGGGUGAUGGAUGAUUAUCAGGAGAUGGAGAGGUUUGGGAUGGAGAAGGAUUUCGAGGACGCCCAGUGGAUCGGCGGCGAGUUCUAUUACCGCAAGCGCAAGGACAAGCCCGUCCAAACCAAAGACGAUGUCCUCUACGGCAUAUUUACUGGCGAUUCCGACGACGACGACAACGACGGCUCCAGAAAACGCAGGAAAGACCGAAGGGUCGACCUCACCAAGCCCGUCAGUUUUGUCUCCACAGGAAUCGUCAUGCCCAACCAGGAGGUCGACGACAAUUCAAAGCAGCAAAACGAUGAUAAGCGGCCUGGCCUCGGCGCCACAACUGGCCUUGGAUUUGGUGCCACUACGGGUUCCGGUUUAGGUUUUAAAAAUCGGAAUUCGGAUUCGUUGGGUGGCGAGGAGGAGGAGGUGGUGGACGAUGAGCAGAGUUUUUUGCCGACGGCUUUUGGGAAGAAGAUAAAGGAGGGAGCGGAGAAGAGACACAAGGAGAGGGAAAAGAUGAAAUUGCUCAAGCUUACUAGUAGUCAGUCUCAGAGUCGAGGAGGUUCUGAAGAACGUCAAUUUGCAGGACUAGGAGCAAAGGGCGGUGGGGAUGGGGGUCUGGGGGCCUUCGAGAAACACACCAAGGGCAUUGGAAUGAAGAUGCUUAAGAACAUGGGCUACAAAGGAGGCGGACUUGGGAAGAACGAGCAAGGCAUUCUCGCUCCUAUUGAAGCCAAGCUGAGGCCAAAGAAUAUGGGCAUGGGUUUCAAUGAUUACAAGGAGACGGAAGUCAAGCGGCCUAGCUUGCAAGAAUUGGAAGCUGAAAAGCCGAGCAAGCCUUUGCCCGCUGCCACCUCCACCAAAAAGAAGCCUUCCUGGAAGAAGAACAAGACUAACAAGGACCAUUAUGUCUCUGCCAAGGAGUUGUUAGCCCAGAAGCAGGAAGAAGGCAUAGAGGUCCUUGUGCACAAGGUGGUUGAUAUGCGCGGACCUCAGGUUCGAGUCUUGACCAAUCUGGAGAAUUUGAAUGCCGAAGAGAAAGCAAGGGAAGAGGAUGUUCCCAUGCCUGAGCUACAGCACAACGUCAGGUUAAUUCUGGACUUAGCUGAGCUUGAUAUCCAGAAGAUUGACAGGGACCUGAGGAAUGAGCGGGACACGGCCAUCAGCUUGAACCAGGAGAAAGAGAGGUUGGAGACGGAGGUGGCCAGGCAGAAGCAACACCUGGAUAACUUGGAGGAUAUUAGGACCGUCUUAGAUCGACUGGGAGAAGAGAAUAGCAUGGGAACAUUGACGCUGGACUCCCUGACAAAGGGCUUUCGUGAGCUGCAGAAGAGAUACGCUGAUGACUAUAAGUUAUGUAACUUGUCUUGCAUUGCCUGCUCCUUUGCUCUGCCUCUGUUUAUUAGGAUGUUUCAAGGCUGGGAUCCUCUUAGGAACCCCUCGCAUGGAUUGGAUGUUGUAUCUUCUUGGAAGGCUUUGCUUCAUGGAGAGGGGGGGAGCGAGCAGUACCUGGAUAUUUGGGAUAGCUCAAUGUCCCCGUACACCAAAUUGCUUUCCGAGGUGGUGGUACCCGCCGUGAGGAUUGCUGGCGUCAAUACAUGGCAGCCCAAGGACCCUGAACCCAUGCUUCGCUUUCUGGAGUCUUGGGAGAACUUGCUGCCUUUUUCUGUCCUUCAUUCCAUACUGGAUAUGGUAAUCUUUCCUAAAUUGAAGGACGCAGUUGACUUGUGGGAACCUCACCGGGACACUGUUCCCAUCCAUGUGUGGGUGCAUCCAUGGCUACCACUCUUGGGACACAAGUUGGAAGACUUGUAUCACACAAUACGAUUCAAGUUGAGUAAUGUUCUGGGUGCUUGGCACCCAAGCGAUGGAUCUGCCUAUACCAUACUCUCACCGUGGAAGAAGGUGUUUGAUGCCGCGAGUUGGGAACAGCUUAUGUAUAGAUUUAUAGUACCCAAGUUGCAGCUUGUCUUACAAGAAUUCCAAGUGAACCCUGCAGAUCAGACACUUGAUCAAUUUAAUUGGGUGAUGAGUUGGGUUUCUGCUAUUCCAAUUCAUCUAAUGGUAGAUAUGAUGGAGAAAUUUUUCUUCACCAAGUGGCUACAGGUUUUGUAUCACUGGUUAUGUUCGAACCCGAACUUUGAAGAGGUUUUAAAUUGGUACAAAGGUUGGAAGGAACUCAUUCCUGAGGAGCUUCAUGCAAAUGAAAGUAUCCGGUAUCAGCUUAAUUGUGGUCUUGACAUGAUGAAUCGGGCUGUUGAGGGUAUGGAGGUGGUCCAACCUGGUUUGAAGGAGAAUAUUAGCUACCUUAGGGUGCUUGAGCAAAGGCAAUUUGAGGCACAGCAGAAAGCAGCAGCAGCAGCACAUGCAAACUUGGGUGGCACUGCUCAAAUGGAUGGCAAUGGUCACGAGAUGAGUUUGAAAGAUGUUAUUGAAGCCCAUGCGCAGCAACAUGGUCUGCUAUUUAGGCCUAAGCCUGGGAGGAUGCAUAAUGGUCACCAGAUGUAUGGCUUUGGUAAUGUAAGCAUAAUAGUUGACUCCGUAAAUCAAAAGGUAUAUGCCCAAACAGAGGAAACUUGGUCCCUUGUAUCCCUCGAAAGGUUGCUGGACAUGCACAAUAAUUUACUUACAAGGAGACGCUGAGUUUUAAAAAGGUCUUUGAAGAGUUGGAGGUGUGUGUGGUGACUCUGGACUGAGAAUGGAGCUGAUGCAUUAGGUUAUAAUGCAGCAUGCCUAACUCUUGGAUCGAGAACUCAAAAAUUAACUUGUUAUACUUUUUUCAGCUUGUCUUUGGAAGCUGGAAGGUCUGCUGUAAGGAAUGGUAUUUGCAAAAUCUAACUUUUUCAUUCAUUAUUUUAGUUUUGCAGUUGGAUUCACUCUAGUUACUAGGUUGUAUAAAUACAUCUUGCUAUUAUAGUACCAACAAUUUUGAUUA
This is a messenger RNA of Pyrus x bretschneideri (Chinese white pear), 3104 nucleotides long. RefSeq names its product septin and tuftelin-interacting protein 1 homolog 1. Gene Ontology annotation, cellular component: U2-type post-mRNA release spliceosomal complex. NCBI's taxonomy places the organism in Eukaryota, Viridiplantae, Streptophyta, Magnoliopsida, Rosales, Rosaceae. The transcript is spliced from 2 exons. Bases 191 to 2812 code for a protein of 873 amino acids. Gene Ontology annotation, biological process: spliceosomal complex disassembly. Gene Ontology annotation, molecular function: nucleic acid binding. The record is from RefSeq and is a predicted model, not a curated record.